UGCUUUACAUCAUUUGACUUGAAUAGUUCACCGUAUGCACGUGUGACGAGACAGUUUGGUUAUGACUUAAAAUGACACGUUUGUCAUUUGGAAUAAAAAUAUAGUCAUAACGUUUGUUAACAUACGAGUAACAACGUUUUGAAUGCAGAUACUUCAGAUGACGCGAACUGGAUAUUGCCGUCUUUGAUGUUUGAUUUUUUCUUUCUACCCAAAACGAAAGGAAACCAUUUCACUGACCUGCAACAUUUGACAGUAGCUGAACCUUCCCAUCCUGGACUAAAUCGAAUUACAGGCACACAUGAGAGAGACCACAAACGACAAUGUCUAAGAGACAGAAAUCCGAGUCCAGGUCUCGCUCUCGGUCGGCCUCCAGAUCAAGAUCCCAUUCUUAUUCCCGCUCCCGCUCCAGCUCCAGAUCUAGGUCAAGAAAGCGCAGAUAUAACUCUAGGUCUCGCUCUCGGUCAAGAUCCCAUUCCCCGCCCCACAACCGUGAACGGAACCACACACGGGAGUACCAGAACCAACGGGAGUUUCGAGGCAACCACAGAGGCUUCCGGAGGCCAUAUUACUUCCGGGGCAGAGGUCAGGGCUUUUUCCGUGGACGCUUUCAGCGUGGUGGAAGGGGUGGAUAUAAUAAUAACUACCGUCACAAAAACUGGCAAAAUUUCCGGCAGUACCCUCAGCAGCAACAGAAGCAGUACCACUCCAACAGCCCCAAGAGGGGCCGUUCACGCUCUCCCAAGAAGCAGUUGAGCAGCCCGCAGUCCCGCAGCCAUUCCCGCCGCUCUGACAGGUCAUCCUCAGGGAGAUCGCCACAGUCGCACCAUUCUUCCUCUUCCACCUCUGGGUCUGCCAAACGCAGUUGCAAAGAUGUAAGAGAGGACGUCUCAGUGCCCGAAGAAAUUCAAGGAGGGGGAGAUGGGGCUCUGGCAGAGCAGGUGGGAGGUUCUUCUUUGGCCGAAGGGAAUGCUGAUGGAGACAGGACUUUGGAGAGCUCUCAGGUUUUGACAAACAGUGACACUAGUCCUAAAAGGACAAGUCCAAAGGUUUGCUCCUCUGUCACUAAUGAUGAACCGAUUGACUCUGCAACCAACGAGACAAGUCCUGCUCAUAAGAAUUCAAAUGCUCCGAAUAAAGGUGCCACCACCUGGCAGAAUGUUACAACUGCACCUUCAAACAACAGCCCCAUAAAGAAAAGCCUUAGCCCAGUUUUCAAUGGUUUUGGGCUCUUUACAAAUAUUGACCAACAAACAGAGGAUACAGUUUCUAUCUCCGCUGCAUUUUUGAAUCAGUAUAAGAGUGGAAGUAACACAAUAACUCCUGUGUGCGUGCCAGACAAAAAAUUCCUGGAGGAGCAAAACGUUAAAAAACAGGCCUCUGCAUGGGAGAACAACACACACAAAAGGAAAAGUAACGGAGAAUUAGUAUGUGAUAAAGAAAAUGGAGGAGUCAUUGAAAAGGGCAUUGAGUUGUCUCCCACUGUAGAUCAUGACAAUGCAGGAGAGAAGGAGAAAUGCAAAUCUGCAAAGAGUGGUGAUGGUAACAAGUUAUCCAUAAGCACCCCUAAAAUGGGUCCACGAAACGGCCCAACAUUUCUGUGCGAGGAUGGUGAGGACGAUGAUGAAGAAAGGGAGAUCUCUGAUAGGGUGAGGGAUAUGGAAAACAAUCCCUCCAAAAGCAAAAGCAAAGUCACGCUGUCCGCUCAAGAAAUGUUCGAGAAGCGAAUCAGGAGGAUGCAGGACAUGGCAUGGGAUGAUGAGCUGGAAGCUCUCCUGCUCUGUCAUAAACAGGAAAGAGCAGCGAAUAUCUUAGCUGCUCUCUCUAAGAGAGACCAGCUGAGUAGCAUGCUUAAGGAUCCCUCCCCUGAAAAGCUCUCAAAUGUGAAGCGAAAGGAGAAAACUGCACUAAGUUCCUUAUCUAAACCCACACUGCUGCCCAGGAGAAGUUCUGAAAGCCGUGAGCAAGAGAUGUUUGUGGUUAUGAACGAGGAAUCCCCACCAAGAGCUUCCAUGAAAAGAGGAAGUGAAUUCGGUGUAAGGAUGGAUUCUCUCAGUGAUGACCUCGCAAGAACAUCUGUUUUGACCAACGAAAGAAGGAAUCUUCUGGAUUUUGUGCAUCUUGAUAAAAAGGACUGGGAGUUUCAAUCUGUCCUUCAGCAUCUUCAGGCUCAGCAAACACCUAGAAGCCCAUCUGAGCUGUUUGCCCAACACAUAGUCUCAAUUGUCCAUCACAUUAAAGCUCAAUAUUUUCCUUCUUCUGGAUUGACCCUAAAUGACCGCUUUGCCAUGUACCAGAGAAGAGCUGCUGAGAAAGAAUUCAUUAAGCAGAGAAAGAGUCCAGAGAUACACAGGAGAAUUGAUGUUUCUCCCAGUGCUUUUAAGAGGCACUCUCUUCUGUUUGAUGAGAUGAAAAGCACCAUGGAAAACAGCUUCAAGGUCGAUGGUAAAAAAUCUAAAGGUGAUUCAAUGGACCUUCGGCUGGAUAUUGAGCGCAGAAAGAAAUACUCGAGUGGAGAGAGAGAGCACAGAGAGGAAGAGUACGGAGGAAGAGUAUCGGGGGAACCUCCCGAAUCAAGAAAGGAAACAUCCACAGAGAAAACCUCAAAGAACCACAAAAAAACAAAGAAAAGCAAGAAGAAACGGGAGCGUUCUCAGUCAUCUUCCUCAUCUUCCUCUGUUUGCCAUGAAGAAGAGGCUGAGAUCAAGCCAGAAGGCUUAUCCAGAGACCAGAUGGGGUUUAGGGAGUAUGGAGAGCCUGCGGAGAGAGGAAGGGCACGAGGAGGCUUUCAGCUUAGCAUCCGUGGUAGAAGUUGGAACCGAGGAAAUUUCCAUGGAAACAGCAACGGUGAUUCACAGAUGAACAUGUCAGCAAAGAAUGAAGACUGGGUUCAAGAAUACACUCCCAAGAGCAAGAAAUACUUCCUACACAGUGAAAGAGAUGGUGAAGGUGAGAGAAAGCUGAUGAACACACGGGGAUGUGGCCGCGGUAAUAUUGUUCGCACAAAGGGACGUUUCAUCCUCCGGAGGGCCACAAAUACCAACACCACCAAUAAUACGAGUCCUAAAUGGGCCCAUGAUAAAUUCCAGGCCACUGAUGAUGAGGGCGAACAGCAAGGAGAUGAUGUAGAACAGGACCAGUGAGAAUGAAGCAGUAAAGACUUUGACAGGACCUUUGAGAACAAGGAGAUCAUGCUUUAAACCCUGGGAUAAGACUUGCCGGCCUUCACACUGUCAUGAAUGGAUAUAAUAUCUGCAUCCAAAUCUUUUUUUAUUGUAUUGCUUUUUUAUUUCCUAUUUUCUUGAUGGUUGUGUCAGCUUGGUGGUGAUUUUGUUGUUUUUUGUACAUGCAAAUUAGCACACCUUCAUAGAAAAACAUAUAUUAUGGAGUUUAAAUGAAAUUUUUAUAGGAGCAUGUUCAUCUAAUCAUGACAGUCACUGAUAAAACUGUUCCAACUUCACACUUAUUUUCUAUCCCUAAAUCUCUGAAAGAAUUGGCGCUCAAGCGCCUCUAUUGAGAAUCCUGUCUCUUUUUUUGCACAAGACUUUUGAAACAUGCAAACAUAAAAUACACAGAAUAUAUUAUGCAAGUUUUGAAGUAGUGAUAGACCAAUAUAUAGGCUAGAUACUUGGCCAUUUUGAGGCUAUUAUUAUAACCAUAUCAACUUAAUUAAUGGAAGUUUUUCAAAUUCUACUGACAGCUUUGUCUAUGGACAGUAAGAAAUUUCAUUUUUUGUGUGUGUGAAUUGUGAUUUAAUGUUACAAAUACAGUACAGCUCAUUAUAUCGUCCGAUGACCAUAUAUACCUGUCAUCGGACACUCUAAUUUCUAGAUGUUGAUAUCGGCUAUCAAAAAACCUGUUUUAGUCGAUCACUAGUUUGGUAUGUGCCUAAAGCCGGGUGCACACUGUAAGAUUUAUAAUAGUCCUUUACGACUGUUGCUUCUCAGACUGUUUGAAUAUGUUCCCUGCUGUAAGCCAUGUCAAACUGUAGGAUCCUAGUUGUCAUAAAUGUCAGACUGUACAGCAAUCAAGACGCGUUAAAAAUGGACGCACACAAGAAGACUCAUCCAGAGUUUUACCUCAUCAAUCCGUGACACAUUCAAUGACGUGAGCUGCGUUUACAUGCGGGAUAUAAAUGGGGGGCUAGCAAACAAAAACAAUUUUUAGCAUUGCUCAUGGCUUCUUUUGAAAAGAAAACGGGGAAAAAAAUGAAGACGAUGUGUGUGGAGCAAGUGGUGGUUCGUGGUGGUUGUUUUCUCACUAAUUGCCUCAUCAGGUUUGGCGCUUCUUUUGUUUUUUGAUUUGAACCUUGUCGUAGGAGAAGUCAUACUACAUGACUGUGCUUCAAAACGUUUGACACUGCCAGAAUUUCAUCUGAGGUAAAAUUUGUUGGUGAACAUGUCAAAAUAACAAUUAAAGACUUCAGAUUUUGACCUAGGAUCUGAGGAAUCAUUUAGGAUUCACAAAAUUUGUGUCCGACUGCCAAAAUCGUACAGUGUGAACCCGACUUAAGAUGUGCCAUAGUGCCUAUAGAACUAUAGCUGGUUAUGUUCUCUGUUUUUGCCUUAAGAAAGGACAUUAUUGCUGUUAAAAAAAAAAAUAUAGAUGUACAUAUUGACAUUUUGUGGGCUUAAAUGAAACUCUUUGAGACCCUUGUGUGUCUGCCUAUAGAAACAAAGAUCAUAAUUUAAUGACUUAUAUGAAUGACCCAGUCUCUCUAUGGGACCAAACUACAGCAGGUAAACAUGUGAAUUCCCAGUGAAUGACAUGUGGGGAAAAAAAGACUUACAUUUAUCCAACUGCUAGUCAAAGUUGUCAACUUUAAAACUGGACACACAGCAUACAAAAAAGUUAAAAAUACAUGUACUUACAAAUGUUUUGAAGACUGUUAGCAAAUCUUUGAUUUCUCGAGGUGCAAGGUUUUGACAAUAUGUGUGUGCAUAUUUUAUUAUGGGUUUUCUAAUGUGUCUUGUCUUCAAAUUGUAUGCCUUUUUUCUAUUGGCUAAGCACCUUCUUUAGAUGGAGUAAUCAAUUUGGCAUUUAGAUAUUUUAAUAAAAAGGUUUAUGUUGUGGGGAAUUUGUUUUUGAAGAGUUAAAAAUAUGGGGGGACAUGAAUAAUUUACAUUCAUACUUAACAUUAGAUCUUAGUUGUCUGGGUUCUGAUUUGCACUGUGUCUGAUAUAUACAUUUGACAUGCAUUUAUAUACUCACAAUCAGAAAGAAUAAAAAAAAGAAACAAUUUUG
Molecule: messenger RNA, 5241 nt
Organism: Ctenopharyngodon idella (grass carp)
Lineage: Eukaryota; Metazoa; Chordata; Actinopteri; Cypriniformes; Xenocyprididae
Gene: thrap3a
Product: thyroid hormone receptor associated protein 3a
Exons: 12
Coding region: 321-3140 (939 amino acids)
Biological process (GO): positive regulation of transcription by RNA polymerase II
Cellular component (GO): mediator complex
Molecular function (GO): DNA binding; transcription coregulator activity
Source: RefSeq, a predicted model, not a curated record